UGUUUUCCAAUAGAGAUAUUUUCUUCUCCAAAUGAAGUCAAAUGCACUUUUCCUGUUCCCAAAUCAUUCAUUUCCUAUGAUUCAUCCACUUCGAAAAUUUCCAUACCCUAACCCUUUCUCAUUUCCUCCAUGGCUGCUCUAUCAAUAGGCCAUUUAUGUCCAAUUCUAGAUCAUCAGCUCAAUGCCAUAAAAAAUUCAAGAAAGUUCAUCUCAGCUUGUAGCAAAAACCGCGAUCCGUCUAACGCGAAAACGAAGAAGGGAAGUGCUGAAAAGAACAAGGGAAUAGUGCAGCACAUGGAGAAACUUGGAGGGGUGAUGAUGGAUAAUUUGAGUCCAAAGCAGAAGGGUGAUUGGAAAGACAUAACUCUAAUGAGCCUCUCAUUUGCUGUAUAUAUCUAUAUGUCACAGAAGAUUGUCUGUGCUUACUGUGCAUGGAUGUCUAUUCUCAGAUAGUAAUAAUUUUCCUUCUUUUUUAUUCCAAUUCUUGUAUGAAUUGAGAUGAGGAAUUAUGGGUUCUCAUCUUUUUAUUGUAUGUCUUAUUUUUAUUUUUUUAAGUUGCUGUUAUUUGGGUAGCGUCCUCAGUUAUGCUGUAUGAUCCUGCCAGUUUGUAAGUUUAUUGUCCAUUUAUACUGUCUAGUUG
Messenger RNA from Olea europaea var. sylvestris, 640 nucleotides. RefSeq lists its product as uncharacterized. The record is from RefSeq and is a predicted model, not a curated record. The transcript has a single exon. Bases 130 to 453 code for a protein of 107 amino acids. Lineage: Eukaryota; Viridiplantae; Streptophyta; Magnoliopsida; Lamiales; Oleaceae.